Rotaria socialis is the source of this 378-nucleotide messenger RNA. The record is from the annotation of a GenBank genome assembly. NCBI's taxonomy places the organism in Eukaryota, Metazoa, Rotifera, Eurotatoria, Philodinida, Philodinidae.
AUGACAUCCUCAUUGUCUGUGACAGGAUAUGAAGAAUUUAAAAAUAUACUAAAUAAUUAUGGAAAAGAUAAGCGGAUUUUUCUGUUAUUUUCUGGUUCAAAAGAUGAUCAAGGAAACAGUUGGUGUCCAGAUUGUGUUGUAGCAGAAAAGCCAGUACACGAAACGGUCAAAUCAUCAUUACCAUCGAAUGGAAUAUUUAUUGAAUGCUCAGUCGGCGAUCGAGCAAGCUGGAAGAGUCCGAAAAGUCCAUUUCGAACAGAUUCACAACUUCGACUAACAAAUAUUCCAACUUUACUUGAAUGGGGAACGGCUAAACGACUUACUGAAAGUCAAUUACUCGAUAUAGGAAUGAUCAAGAUACUGUUUGAAGAAGAUUGA